Messenger RNA from Hyaloperonospora brassicae, 549 nucleotides. NCBI's taxonomy places the organism in Eukaryota, Oomycota, Peronosporomycetes, Peronosporales, Peronosporaceae. The record is from the annotation of a GenBank genome assembly.
AUGACCGCUAGCGACAAUGAGAAUGACAUUGACGUAGUGUUCCAGUCGAAUGCACUGGACGUCGUCGGCUCGUGGCUGAUUGGCGGAUCUGCCACUGAAGACAGCACGACGCGGCACGAGACGCAGCCGCCAGUGCGUCGUCCUGUCACGCUCUAUCGGCCGUCGUCUUCGUCCGCGCCGACUCUCACGCGACCGAACGCCGCGCACGCAGACUCUGCGCUGACUGAGACGGAGCGAGAGAUGAAGCACAAGAUGCUGCGAAAGCGCCGAGGCACUGACGCAGAAGAGGCGGUCAAGGGCGAGCAGGAGGCGCAGACGCAGCGAGACGAGGCGCAGGACGAAGAGGAGCAGGAGCUCGUGCGGCUCAAGACGCAGCGACACGAUCGAAAGCGUAAACGCACAGCGCAGGACGAGCUACUGGAUGCACUGAGGGGCGAAGCGGCCAAGAAGAAGGCCAAGAACCUGAAACGGAAGCUGCAGCUGCAACGCAAGACGCAGCAGCAGCGACAACAGAAACCAACACACGGACUCGGCGUUGCCACGCAAUGA